Molecule: messenger RNA, 1614 nt
Organism: Trichobilharzia regenti
Lineage: Eukaryota; Metazoa; Platyhelminthes; Trematoda; Strigeidida; Schistosomatidae
Source: the annotation of a GenBank genome assembly
AUGGAAAAAAUAUCUGUAAAUAAUGGGACAACUUUUUCACAAUCUCCUCAAGUCUAUAAAUUUAUCACAGAAUGUCCAGACUAUUUAUCAUCCAAUGGGAAUGACUUCAGUUGUGGUAAUAGUAGUAAUAGUAACCAUUGUGAUAGUGAUAAUGAAUUCGAUUCACAUGGAGGAGGAGGAGGAGGCAUUGGCGUUGGAUCUAAUGACGUGCAUAUGACAAUGAAUCUCCCAGAAGUUAGUAGUCCGACUCCAACUGCAUCCUUGUCUUUUAUUCAUCCAUCACCGUCAACUGGGAGUAAACGUCGACUAGUUGUCAGCAGCAAUACUGAUGACACUAUCACCGCCAGCACUAACAAUACUACUCCUCUAGUAUUUACUCAACAAUCAUCAGAUGAACAUCAUUAUUUAUCUGGUGAAAAGUUAACACGUGGUAAACAAAAAAUCCCUAUUGAAUUUAUCUCUGAACGUACUAAACGAUAUUCAACAUUUUCAAAACGUAAAACAGGUCUAAUGAAAAAAGCGGUUGAAUUAGCUGAAUUAACCGGUGCUGAAGUCCUUCUACUUGUUGCUUCAGAGACAAAUCAUGUUUAUACAUUUGCAACACAACGGUUGAAAGGUAUUAUUGAAUUAGAGUGUGGUAAAAAAUUAAUUCAAACAUGUUUAAGUUCAAGUUCGGGGAAUUCAGCAAAUUUAUCGAUGAUGAAAACUCAUUGUCAAGAUCUCAAUAUUAAUACUACCACUAAUACUAAUGAUUCUAUUAGAAGUCAAAAUGUCAAUGAAUCGGAUAGUGGUUGUAAAAAAGAGAGAAAUACUACCAUUAAUACUACAACUACUACUGAUAAUAGUGUUAGUAGUAUCGAUACAGCUAAGCAUAAAGAUCCUGUUGAAUCGACACACAUCAGUGGGAGGAAUACCACAGUAAUCCCAAAUUCAAGCCUAGAUGGUGAUGAUAAUGAUGGCGGUAGCCUUCUACAAAUCUCAAAUUUAAAUCCUAAUGAUAUUUCCCAGGAUUCUAGUCAAAUGGAUUGUUCUAGCGUAUCUCUAGAGCAUGGAAUUAUCACUGAUAAUAAUAAUAAUGAUAAUAAUAGUAGUAAUGAUAAUACACCUCAGUUGACUUAUAUCACAAAUCCAUCGGAGACUAAUCAUCAAAUGGUAUAUGUUCCAGUGAGUAUAUUCCCCAACCCACUAACUCCAUUAUCAUCAAAUAUUCUAUUGACAACUGCUCAAAUGACCGCUAUGGCGGCUACUGCUAGCUCCCCUCCUUCUACUAAUAACAAUACUAUUCCUCAUCAAUUGCUCCUCUUACCACAGUUUAACACACUCCCAACAUAUUCUGUUCCAUCAAAUCCUGUUGUAUUCAAUAGUACUUUAUCAACAUUAAAUCAAUUGAAUAUGAAUCUGGUAAACUUUUUAAAUGUUAAUCGUGAUAUUCAUAAUACUAAUACUAUCAUUAAUAAUAAUAAUAACAAUAAUAUUAGUAAUGGACCUGUGGAGGUGUCUACAAAUUCCACUACUCUUUCUCCUCUCUCUCCUUCACUUCCUCUCACAACUGUUACAACACGGUCAAAUGAUGUUAUUUCAGAGAUUAAUCAGUAUAAAAAGGAGCCCAUGUAA